This is a messenger RNA of Amphibalanus amphitrite, 1534 nucleotides long. Its product is annotated as fructose-bisphosphate aldolase-like. The coding region runs from base 126 to 1220 and encodes 364 amino acids. Gene Ontology annotation, molecular function: fructose-bisphosphate aldolase activity. The record is from RefSeq and is a predicted model, not a curated record. Gene Ontology annotation, biological process: glycolytic process; fructose 1,6-bisphosphate metabolic process. Lineage: Eukaryota; Metazoa; Arthropoda; Thecostraca; Balanomorpha; Balanidae. The transcript has a single exon. Gene Ontology annotation, cellular component: cytosol.
AAAAGGCAGUGUUUAUUCAGCGAAGCCCGCUAAAAUUGAAAGUAGUUCCCGAGACAAAUUAUGCGCAUUGUCCGAACAUUACGCGGGAAAUUCUUGCCGAUCGUUCCGGGCCAUAAAAUUCCGACAUGUGCACGCACUUCCACUACCCUCCUCCCGAGCUUCAGCGCGAGCUCGAGCAAAUCGCUCAGGCCGUGUGUGCUCCGGGAAAGGGUAUUUUGGCCGCGGACGAAUCAACGAGCACAAUCGGGAAGCGGCUGGACGGUAUCGGAGUGAAGAACACAGAGGAGAACCGGCGCGAUUACCGAGAGUUGCUCUUCACGGCGCCGGCGGAGCUGUCCGACUACAUCUCUGGGGUGCUGCUCUUCCACGAGACCGUCUACCAGACCACGGCCGACGGCAAGUCCAUGAUGGAGUUGCUGCGCAGGAGGAAGCUGAUCCCCGGCAUCAAGGUGGACACAGGCGUGGUGUCGCUGAUGGGUACGGACGCGGAGAAGACCACUCAGGGGCUCGACGAGCUGUCCAAGCGCUGCAGUCAGUACAAGAAGGACGGCUGCCAGUUCGCCAAGUGGCGCUGCGUUCUGAGGAUUGGUCCUAACACUCCCAGCUACCAGGCGAUGUUGGAGAACGCCAACGUCCUGGCGCGCUACGCCUCCAUCUGCCAGGCCAACGGACUGGUGCCGAUCGUCGAGCCAGAGGUCCUACCUGACGGCGACCACAGCCUGGAGCGAGCCCAAAAGGUCACUGAGACCGUGCUGGCCUUCGUCUACAAGGCGCUGCACGAUCACCACAUCCACCUGGAGGGCACCCUGCUAAAGCCCAACAUGGUGACGGCCGGCAAGACCAGUCGGCUGGUGUACCGCGCCGAGGACCAGGCGCGUGCCACUGUCGCCUGUCUGAUGCGCUGCGUGCCGCCCGCCGUGCCCGGCAUCACGUUCCUCUCCGGAGGUAUGACUGAGGAGGAGGCCACAGUGAUGCUCUGUGAGAUCAACAAGGUGCGCGGGAAGAAGCCCUGGGCGCUGACGUUCAGUUUCGGCCGCGCGCUGCAGGCGUCCGUGCUGCGGGUGUGGGCCGGGCGCAAGGAACAGGUGUUCGCGGCCCAGCAGCAGCUGCUGAACCGGGCCAGAGCCAACAGCCAGGCAGCACUGGGCACCUACCAGUCCGGCUCGUGCAAAGGAGUCGCCGCCCAGGCAGACCAGUUCAUCAAGAAUCACGAGUACUGAACGGAAGAUCAGUGGCGUUAUUUGACAGAGAUAAAGCACGAAGAAGAAGACGUUUAGAUGCGAUUCAUUAAAAAUUUGAAGAGGGCCUUUUCCCGAGUUUUAUACGUUGGCGCCUAUUUAUCCCACGCUUUUUAAAUGAAUUUUCUUAACCAAUGCCUAAACAUCAUGUACUGCGUCUUUCAAAAGUCGAGCUAGGCGUAACACCUUCAUAAAUUUUAAUUUGGUCACUAAUCAAUUAUGUAAAACGCAAGUUUUUUUUUACAAUGCGUCGGCUUCGAACCUGAAAUUUUGCAAAUAAUAACGCCUCUUCUGAA